Messenger RNA from Zasmidium cellare ATCC 36951, 411 nucleotides. RefSeq lists its product as uncharacterized. The coding region runs from base 1 to 411 and encodes 136 amino acids. The transcript has a single exon. The record is from RefSeq and is a predicted model, not a curated record. Lineage: Eukaryota; Fungi; Ascomycota; Dothideomycetes; Mycosphaerellales; Mycosphaerellaceae.
AUGGGUCGAGUCUCUGUCUUGGCUUGGCUUGAGUGCUGGGUUGAUGCGAUCUGGUGCCGCUGCGGAGGCGGGCUGGCCGGUGUCUGUGCUAUUUGCAAGCAGCAGCUAAUGACGACAGGCCCCGGCGAAGCGGAUAGGGAGCCUUCGACGACGGAUGUGCUAAAGUCCGAAACGUGCGAGCAGGACAAGGAGGCUGAGGUGAAUGUCCGGGCGUCGUCAGGUAACUGGCAACAUCAACAACCGAAUGGUAUGGAAAGGAUCUGGCCCUCCGCAGCUUGGAGAUGUGAAGUCGAGGUCGCGUUCUCGACCUGCCAAAGUGGAGAAGGAGUCGCAGCAGCAGACCCCGCCGCCAAUCUUUACGCACACCGAAGAGGAACGGGACAGCAGCUCUUUCUCACAAUGAACGAUUGA